GAGAGAGAGAAAGAAAGAGAGAGAAAGCAGUGUGUGUUUGUGCUGGCAGGCAGGCUGAAACUGAUCGUGGCAGUGGGCAGAGAUGUAGCAGCGUAGCUCACUGGGACUCCGUGGCCAGUCGUCUGUCACUUUCAACCUGGAAUAAUUUGUGGUAAAUGGCGAAGACUGGAUGUACAUGUCUGCGUCGUUGCACCGCCUGAGUGCGCCGCGUAAUGCGUCCGACCAGAGUGGCCUCUCGGUGGGAAUAUAUAUGCUUCGGGACGGUUUUGUUGGAGUAGCUCGCUGCUAGCUACUUUGAGCCUAUUCUGCGAGGAUGCUACGGUGGAUACGACAGCAGCUGGGCUUUGACCCUCCUCAUCAGAGUGACACCAGGACGGUUUAUGUAGCGAACCGUUUCCCGCAGCAUGGCCACUACGUACCACAACGCUUUGCUGACAACAGAAUCAUUUCAUCCAAGUACACAGUUUGGAAUUUUGUCCCCAAAAAUCUGUUCGAGCAGUUCAGAAGAAUAGCCAACUUCUAUUUUCUGAUCAUCUUCCUUGUACAGUUAAUGAUAGACACCCCAACUUCCCCAAUCACCAGUGGUCUGCCUCUCUUCUUUGUGAUUACAGUGACUGCCAUAAAACAGGGCUAUGAGGAUUGGCUGAGACACAAGGCAGACAAUGAGGUGAAUGGAGCUCCAGUCUUUGUGGUUCGCAGUGGAAGCCUGGUGCAGACAAGAUCAAAGAAUAUCAGGGUCGGCGACAUCGUUCGUGUGGCUAAAGAUGAAACGUUCCCAGCUGACCUGGCGUUGCUGUCGUCUGAUCGCGCAGAUGGCACAUGUCACAUCACCACAGCCAGCCUCGAUGGAGAGACCAACCUUAAGACCCAUUACUCUGUGGCAGAGACAUCCGUCUGUCAGUCAGUGUCCCAGCUGGAGGCUCUGCAGGCUGUGGUGGAGUGUCAACAACCAGAAGCUGACCUAUACAGAUUUGUUGGUCGUAUUACUGUGACUCAGCAUGGGGAGGAGAUAGUCAGGCCUCUGGGUCCAGAGAAUUUGCUUCUGCGUGGAGCCAGGUUAAAAAAUACCAAAGAGAUUUAUGGUGUGGCAGUUUACACAGGGAUGGAGUCAAAGAUGGCACUCAACUAUAAGUGCAAGUCCCAGAAACGCUCUGCAGUAGAGAAGUCGAUGAAUACCUUCCUAAUCAUCUACCUGGUCAUCUUGCUGUUCGAGGCCGUCCUCAGCACCAUCCUCAAAUAUGCCUGGCAGGCUGAGGAGAAAUGGAACGAACCGUUCUACAACCAAAAGACUGAGCAGGAAAGAAACAGCAGUCCGAUCUUAAAGUUCAUCUCAGACUUCCUGGCAUUUCUGGUCCUGUAUAACUUCAUCAUCCCCAUCUCGCUGUAUGUUACUGUGGAGAUGCAAAAGUUCCUGGGCUCCUUUUUCAUCGGCUGGGAUCUGGACCUUUACCACGAGGAAAGUGACCAGAAAGCUCAGGUCAACACCUCUGACCUGAAUGAAGAGUUAGGGCAGGUGGAGUAUGUGUUCACUGACAAGACCGGUACGCUAACAGAAAAUGAAAUGCAGUUCCGCGAAUGUUCAAUUAACGGAACCAAGUACCGGGAAGUUAAUGGCAAACUGGUUCCAGAGGGAAUGACAGACGAUUCACCAGAUGGUUCCACGCCUCGCCUGAUUGGCGAGGAAUUGCUCUUUCUUCAGGCGGUGUCAUUGUGUCACACGGUUCAGAUCAGCUACGACCAGCCCGACUGUCUGGUUGGUGGGGGGGACCCUUUCUCCCACGCCAACGGUUUCUCCUCCAAUCACAUGGAGUACUAUGCCUCAUCACCGGAUGAGAAGGCAUUAGUAGAGGCAACAAAGAGGAUUGGUGUGGCCUUCACUGGCAGCAAUGGAGAUGUAAUGGAAAUUAAAGCUUUUGGCAAGGCAGAAAAGUACAAACUGCUCCAUGUAUUAGAGUUUGAUGCUGAUCGCAGGAGGAUGAGCGUCAUACUGCAGACUCCCUCAGGAGGCAAAGUGCUGUUCACUAAGGGGGCAGAGUCGGCCAUCUUGCCUUUCACUACCAGUGGUGAGAUUGAAAAGACGAGACUACACGUUGACGAGUUUGCCUUGAAAGGUUUGCGGACUCUAGUGGUAGCGUGUCGCCACUUUAGUCCGGAGGAGUACAUCGAUGUUGACAGGCGUCUGAACGCUGCCCGCACCGCGCUGCAGCAGAGGGAGGAGAGGCUGCAGGAAGCCUUCAGCUACAUCGAGAGAGACCUGCAGCUCCUGGGAGCAACUGGGGUGGAGGACAAACUUCAAGACAAGGUCCAGGAGACUAUUGAGGCUUUGCGGCUGGCAGGAAUCAAAGUGUGGGUGUUGACAGGAGACAAACACGAGACAGCGGUCAGUGUCAGUCUCUCCUGUGGCCACUUCCACAGAACCAUGAACAUCUUGGAGCUCCUGCAGCAGCGAUCCGACAACGAGUGUGCAGAGCAGCUGCGCAGACUGGCCAGAAGGAUAAAGGAGGACCAUGUCAUACAGCACGGGCUGGUUGUGGACGGGGCCAGUCUGUCUUUAGCGUUGAGGGAACACGAGAAGCUCUUCAUGGAAGUUUGUAAAAACUGCUCCGCUGUGCUUUGCUGCCGCAUGGCCCCGCUGCAAAAAGCUAAGGUGGUGCGUCUUUUGAAAACAUCUCCAGAGAAACCCAUCACCUUAGCUAUUGGAGAUGGAGCCAAUGAUGUCAGUAUGAUACAGGAAGCCCAUGUGGGCAUAGGUAUCAUGGGGAAGGAGGGUCGUCAGGCCGUGAGAAACAGUGACUAUGCAAUAGCCAGGUUUAAGUUCCUGUCUAAGCUACUGCUUGUCCACGGUCACUUCUACUACAUUCGAAUAGCUACGCUUGUACAGUACUUUUUCUACAAGAAUGUGUGUUUUAUCACACCCCAGUUUUUAUACCAGUUCUUCUGUUUGUUUUCACAACAAACUCUGUACGACAGUGUUUAUCUGACACUGUACAACAUCUGCUUCACCUCGCUGCCGAUCCUGGUGUACAGUUUGUUUGAGCAGCUGGUCCAUCCCCACAUACUGCAGAAUAAACCUGGCCUGUACAGGGACAUCAGUAAGAACUCUCUGCUGUCCUUCCGGACGUUCUUGUACUGGACACUGUUGGGAUUCUGCCACGCCUUCAUCUUCUUCUUUGGAUCCUACAUACUGAUGGGAGAGGACACCACGCUCAUGGGCAAUGGACAGAUCUUGCGAGCUAACAGGCAGCUGAUGUUUGGAAAUUGGACGUUUGGAACACUGGUCUUCACUGUUAUGGUCAUCACUGUGACGUUAAAGCUUGCGUUGGAGACUCAGUUUUGGACGUGGAUGAACCAUUUUGUGACGUGGGGUUCAAUUGCCUUCUAUUUCAUCUUCUCUCUCUUCUACGGAGGCAUCAUCUGGCCUUUCCUCCAUACCCAGGACAUGUACUUCGUCUUCGUGCAGCUGCUGUCCAGCGGUUCAGCCUGGUUUGCCAUCAUCAUCAUUGUCAUAACAUGCCUCUUUCCUGAUGUGGUGAAGAAGGUCUUCUACAGACACCUGCAGCCCACCAGUACACAGAAGAGUCAGUCUCUAUCAGCCCCCCAGGCGCAGACCCUCAGCUGUAUGGAGUCCCUGUGCUGCUACCAACAUGGGCAAAGCGGCUGUUCCCGCCUGGCCCACCUCCUGGAGCAAAUGACCGGACAGUGCAAGGCCAGCGCCAACAAUUGCCAUGCAUCUAGCAACAGGUGGGAAGGACCACGACAUCAAGAAAGUGUGAUUAUGAAUCCCGAUCAGCCAGAUCCAUCUCUGGGUGUCAUAAAUUUGGGCUACACCCCUGAGUGUAGUAGUCCAUAACGCGACAGCGACGCUACUGUAAGUCUUCCUCAGAUUCAUAGCAGCUUGUGGGAAGCCGGGUUUCAGAUGGGCAUAGACUGGUUUUUAAGGUGCGGCAUGAUCAGGACUUUGGGACAAAACCUUCGAAAGGUUAGAGGCUGCAGGUAUGUGGAUCGAGCCAUUGCGGACUUAUGAGUUUCUCAUUUCCACCAAAGUCGGUCUUGGGGGAAAGUCUGGUGUCUGAACACUCUGAUCGACCAGACAGAAGGUUGGGCUAUCAGAAAUAUAUCAGUGCAACCUGUAACCAAAACUGUAGAGACCUGAACUGAACACAGCGUCCAUGCCUUCUACGUAGCAUGCAGGCGUGGAUGUUUGGCAGCCAAGCCAGGGAAGAUUUGAUUUAUAGUAUUUUUAUUAAGCUCCUUCCAAUGCUUGAAUAUGUCUUGUCUGUGUAGCCCACGUGUCUAUGUCCUAAUCAUGUGCUAUGAUCUGUUGUUCUGUCUGUCUGUCUGUCCUGUCUGCCUCCUCUAAUCGCUUCUAUUACGCUCUCUUUAAAUCAAAAGCUCCAGCGGGAGAUUAGACGGUUCUUGAGGAAAACCGUCCGAUCUGUAAUGCACUUUAACAGACGACACCACCCACUAUGUCACUUAUUAGCUUUAACUCCUGCGCUGUCCAGCAGCUCCUCUCGGAGUGCUCGGGUUAGGCAGACAGUGAUUAGCCGGUGGAAUCGUAAUGUGGAUGUACUACACAUGAUUGAAGCGCUGUGAAAGCACUUCUUAAGUUGUGGCCGCUUGGCUUUCAGGCUGCACUCUGCAAUUUAGCAUUUUUGUGGGGCCUGAAAGAGGACGGGGUAACUGAGACGGGAGGCCUUCGGUGCACUGUAAUAAUGAAACAUGAUGUCAGUUUCCUGCUCUAAGCGAGCUCUUAGUUGCAGAUGGAACAUUCGUCUGUGCAGCAGGUCCAUCUUGUGAUAAAGGAUGAUAAAAACGUCAACAGUUAGUUUUUUUUUGUUGUUUUUUGUUUUUUGCCUGGUGCAGCUUUAAAGGCUGGUUAGCUGAGUUCACAGUUUGCCGGUCUGCCCAGUCUGCACUUUUCUGUGGUAUUGUGUCUUUUUACUGGAAUCCCAGUGUCUCUGUGGGGGUCAUUGAUUAAUUGACCUGAUUGGCCCUUUCUGCUGAGCAAUCAAUAAUCCUCAAAACAGCUUGGGACGUUCAGUAUUGAUCAGACACGUAAUGAAGAUGUAGCAUUCUUGUACUUGGACUCAUUUGCAGUGGAUCUCGCACACAUUUGAGCUGGGUUGUGUGUUUGUUUGUUCAUAACUGCAUGUGUGUCUGUAAAGGUCAUGACUCCAUGCAGGGCGAGUGGAGGAGGCUCUGCAGAGUCUGUGGUCAAGUAGAGGACUGCUCCAUCAGAGAUAGUUACAUCUCUAAAAUGUCUUCAUAGAGAUAUAGAAUUGCAAGUGGCUCUGGUGACAUUACAUUAUGUCAUGUGUUAAUGAAAGUAAUUAACAUCUUUGGAAUCUGAUAAUCAUUUAAAACUUAGAUUCAGCCGUUGAGAGCAGAAGUUGGGCCCCCUGCUUUAAUAUUUUCACCCUCCAUUAUAUCUCAGACCAUGAAAUGAUCCAUCUCCGUUAUCGUCAGGGUCAUUUCACUGGAGGAAACAAAGCCCUUCUGCUUCAGGGUAGAAAUUGCCACUAAAUGCAUGAUUCAAUUUAGAUGAAUUCCUUCCUGCCAGAGUGAUUGAUUUGUUUUCUGACCUUGGCACGAAGCAGCCAAUUGGAUUCUUCCGAGCGAGCGAACGGCAGCCAAAGGAUGGACAUAAACAAUUAACAUAGAUAAAAUGCUUAGCUUGGGGCGUGCUUUAUACUGUAAAUAGAAAAAUUACAGAAUUUGGGGCUGAAUAUGCAGGUUUCUUUUUUUAUCCUUCCUCCCACUCACCCAUCUUCUGUCCCUCCUCCUCCUCCUCCUCCUGUCGCUCCUUCACCUUCUGGGUUUGGGGGAAAAAGUUCUACGGACGAUUUAACAAGCAGCGAGACUCAGCCCGUGUUUGGCCUUAAUGCUAGGAUACUGCCAUAGGGGAAAGGGAAUAUAUAUCCACCCGUCCCUUUAUUGUAUGCGUAAUGCCUUAGGAGGGACAUAUAGCAAACGUAUUUACAACUUAUAUAAUACAUCGAGUAUUUAUCUGAUAUUUAUUGGAAGCCCAGCUGUAGUUGGCUGCUUGACUUGGCCUGUGUUUGCAGCACUGAAUGCCGGCCACAGCUGAAUCAUGAAUCACGACCAGGAGCAGGAACGGACACGGAUGUCAGGAGUCAAAGAGGUUUUUCCAGAAUAAACAAAAGCCGCGUGUCGUUGUCACAUCCAGGCAGCCGAGUCUCCAUCCAGAUGUUACUGCAGGUCUACAGAGCUUCACUCCUCGGAGACAGUUUAAAAACUCGAUUCCAGUUCGCUGGAAAAUCUUAAUCAAAACCCGAAACCAUCUGUUUGUCUUUUCUAACUUAAUGCGUUAUAAUUUGAAAAACAAAUGGAUGGAGAGUCGGCUGCUGUCUUGCUCCUCCCGCCUCGUCUCUUGCAGCAAGGGGACCACGCCCUAAACCGGGGAGGCUGCUGGGAAGUGUAGUCUCAGAGAGUUUCUGUUUUUUCUGCUACUUCCUGUAUCUACUAAUGUUUUUUCUACUGGAUCCUGAAGCCUUAUAUGUGCUUCUGAGAAGAGGCCAACAUUUAGGGCACGCUUGUUUUAUAACCCAGAGUUGUUCCAGUUGGGUGGCGUUUACCUUCUCCACUCCACUCGUCUACCAGAGGCUACAAAACAAGAAUGCCCGGACUCUGUCUUGUUGCAUGGGGGCUGCUGUUGCCUUUGGUAUUUUGUAUACAAUGUAAACUUGUAUGUAUUCGUGGCCCCUCACACGCUCCUUGUCUUUCCCCGUCCUCUCUGUAUCUUUGUCCUUCUGUGUCUGAAAUCUACAUAAUGUUGUUUCGGGAUUAAUUAUUCAUGUGCUGUUAAUGUCCCCUGUGUGCUCGAUCUUGUCAGAAAUCCGCCUGUUCUGUUCUUUUCGCGGGUUCGUGUUCCCACCGGCUUAUCCCCAAACUGUUUCGGAUGCUAAUGUCCUCUCGGUCCGUCGUUACCCGCGGAGGAGAGAUGUUUUUAAGCACUGAGAGGUUUUUCCGUUUGACCCCAGUCGUGGUCGACAGCCGAGCCAGUGAUGUGCCUCCAGUCAGUCGAGGCAACGUUUGAGUCACGAGCCUUUAUAAAGUCCCUGAGUGGCCCUGUUUUUUUUUUGUUUUUUUUUCUUCUGUUUACCAGGUCUUAAAACGGUUGUCUUCAUCUGAGAGAGAGGUGUGAAAAUUAAAAGGUCAUGUUGUCAAAUCAGUGUCAACGUGAGUGUAACCAUCCAGCACGCAGAGGCGGUGGAGACGUAAAGGGCUUCCCUCCUCGGCCGUGUGGAGAUUAGACGGAGACACUGUUUGAAUGUCGGGGACGUUCAGCCACGGUCUCUCUGUUAGCGCUGUCAGGUAGAAGCUCUGGUUCAGUUUGAGGUGGUUAAACGUUGGGUUCAAACUGUGGUAAGCUGCUACUUUCAUGAUGUGUCCAUGUUUGAUAAUCAGCUGUUUACGUUUCCAAAGGAGGUCCAGCAUCACUAAGCUAAUAACGAGGACUAAUUGGUUCAUAUCUCUAAAUAAAUACAUAGAAUAUAUCAUUUUAUAUCAUAUAUAUAUAUAUUUGGAGCAUCUAUUUUUCUAGUAAAGGAACAAAGGGUUUUCACGUUGAUAUUUCACGCGUAGCAAUAGUGACGGUUAUGCUGGAGUGGAUAAAUGAGUCAAGAAUGACGCUGAUGAUUGUUACUCAUACUUUUUUUCUCUUUAUUGUUAAUUAUUGUGUUGAGUUGCUCAAGUCUCACCUCAGACAGACGCACACGUUUCCUCCUGAUUUCACUCAGAGCUGCAGAAUUCUUUAAAAUAAACAGAUUAGCUUCAGUUUCCUUUAAUAUUUACUCUCAUGGUUUAACUUUCUUUAAACCUCAUUUUAUCAAACUUUUAUUGAGUUUUACCAGUUGGGGGAGUUUUAUUUUUAACCCUCAGACAACCUUAGGCGCAGUUUUGUCAGUUGUUGGCCAUCAUUUUAGCUGUGUUAGUGCAUAAAGUCUAUCUCUACACAAAUUUUGAAAUAAAAAAAUUCUAAUAUGUCAACAGAACACUGUGAAUAAAAUGUACCAGCCUCUUAUAACAUUUACUUACAAAAACAUCCACAUCCAAAAAACUCAACGGAUUAAUAUUUUUUCUUUUUUUUUUCAGCAUAAAGCUCUUAAACCACUUUAACACUUUACAAAACUACCAAAAAUUCAAUCAUUUUGAGAAUUUUAACCAUUUAAAUGCCAGUUUGUUUACUUGAAGUCGCUGUUGUUUUGGAUUAAAAGAACAUGAAAAUUUUGCUAUUUUCCAUAAAAGUAAUGUUGGGUGGCUGGGGAUUUUUUUUUUUUAUAUAAUGGAAUAAUGCAGUCAAGUCAGUAUUUUAGAUAAUCUUAGUCAUACCCAAGACUGAUUUGACAGAAAUGCCCCAGCCUCCCAAUAUUAGUUUUAUGGAAAAUAGCACAUUUUUCCAUGUUUCUUUUUUUUUU
Messenger RNA from Mugil cephalus (flathead mullet), 8441 nucleotides. It is a transcript of the gene atp11b, whose product is annotated as ATPase phospholipid transporting 11B (putative). The transcript is spliced from 30 exons. Lineage: Eukaryota; Metazoa; Chordata; Actinopteri; Mugiliformes; Mugilidae. Gene Ontology annotation, molecular function: magnesium ion binding; ATP hydrolysis activity; ATP binding. Gene Ontology annotation, cellular component: plasma membrane; endoplasmic reticulum; recycling endosome. The coding region runs from base 314 to 3850 and encodes 1178 amino acids. The record is from RefSeq and is a predicted model, not a curated record. Gene Ontology annotation, biological process: phospholipid translocation.